AUGCUGGCUGAGCUUGAACAGCAGCUGGGGAGUGAAAAACUUGAGCAGCAAGUCAACGAGUCUGGAGUUGGCGCUGUACAAUCCCCAGAGCAGGAUCCAUCGGCGACUCCACCAUGCGAUAUCGGUGAGCUGGGCUGGUGGCUCCAUGCCGGUCCAGACAAGGAGCUGUCACAGAAGGAAUGGUGUCUUGAUGACUUCGAAAUAGGCUGCCUCGGUGAAGGGAAGUUUGGACAUGUGUACAUGGCAAGAGAGAAGACCACCGGGACUAUAAUUGCCCUGAAAGUAAUGCUAAAAUCAGAAAUUGUUCGUGGCAGAGUUGAAAGACAAGUUCUCAGAGAGAUAGAGAUACAGACCCAUCUGAGGCAUCCUCACAUCCUACAGCUUUACACAUACUUCUAUGAUGAGAGGAAGAUAUAUUUAAUUUUAGAGUUCGCUGCUAAAGGAGAAUUGUACAAAGUACUUCGUGCGUGCCCAAAUGGACGUUUCUCCGAACCUGUAGCGGCAAGAUACAUGUACCAGGUUGCAAACGCUUUGCAGUACUGCCAUGAAAAUAAUGUAAUUCAUCGUGAUAUAAAGCCUGAAAAUCUGCUCCUCACUUCCGAUGAUAAAAUAAAAAUGGCCGACUUUGGUUGGUCUGUACACGCACCAAGCAAUCGGCGAAAGACGAUGUGUGGCACCCUGGACUAUCUGCCCCCGGAGAUGGUAGAAGGAAAGCCUUAUGAUCAUAAUGUAGAUAACUGGUGCAUAGGUGUCCUCUGUUAUGAAUUUCUUGUUGGGAAACCACCUUUUGAAACAGAUUCUUCAAAAAAAACAUACAGUCUGAUACGAGAAGUCAAAUAUAAAAUACCAGACCACGUAUCUGAUUUGGCUAAGGAUCUAAUAAGUAAGCUCCUGCAACGCAAUCCAAAGCAGCGUCUCCCAUUAAAGCAUGUGAUGACACAUCCUUGGAUACAGAACCAUGUUAAAGACAUUUAAUGUAAAUGUAAAUUGUAUUUGUUCCUUUUACUGUACAUAUCAGAGAGCUGUUGUAUAUCAUACAUGUAGAAUCUUGUAUAUACUCUGCAUUUUUUUUUAUUUUUAUGAAAGAUUUAUAUGUUUGUGAAUGUUUAUAGCAUUUUAAGUAACUUCUCAACACCAAUAAAAGAAUAAUUUUAA
This is a messenger RNA of Schistocerca piceifrons (Central American locust), 1155 nucleotides long. Its product is annotated as serine/threonine-protein kinase Aurora-1-like. NCBI's taxonomy places the organism in Eukaryota, Metazoa, Arthropoda, Insecta, Orthoptera, Acrididae. Gene Ontology annotation, biological process: regulation of cytokinesis; mitotic spindle organization; protein phosphorylation. Gene Ontology annotation, molecular function: ATP binding; protein kinase activity. The record is from RefSeq and is a predicted model, not a curated record. Gene Ontology annotation, cellular component: spindle midzone; chromosome passenger complex; spindle pole centrosome.